AUGCGAAAUGCUCCUCCACCCAGUAACUACAGCCUGCAAUGCGUAGGACAACGACAUAUACCUGGAGAGGGUCUGUGCUAUGUAUUCAAGGAUGGUAGCACUUGCCCAACAAUCAUCGAUGGAGAACCAGUAAAUCCGCUCUGGGGAACAACCAAGGCAGGCAAGGCUCGAAAAAGACUUGCCCAGGCGUGCUUAAAUUGUCGUGAAAAGAAGAUCAAAUGUGAACCUGGAGAGAAAAGCUGCCUUCAAUGUGAGAAGGCCAAGCGAGAAUGCCACAGGUUUGCAUCUCCGAGAUCAGUCGCCAACUGUCUACUAAGGAACGAAAGCAGGCCGCCAGUCGCACAAUCACAGGUCGAGCUUGACAGCAAAAGAGUAGACCUCGAUGAUGUGAUGAAUCCCGUUCCUCGAUCCGAAAAACUGGAGCCCUCGUCUUGGGACCAAGAUCCAUAUCUGUACGACCCUGAAGCCACCAUGCGCUUCCUGGAACUCUUUUUUGCGCAAUCCGCUCGUGAGGUUAGCAUAAUGUUUCCUCGCGAUGCUUUCACUCGCUGGGUACGACAAUGUCGCGAAAAGUGUCAGAGAGAAUGUAUGGUGUUAUAUGCCGUUCUUGCUUUGGGUUCCAUUUUUGCCCAGAAUGAGUUUCACUCAUUUGCCAAAAUAUGUGUGGAUAGAGCUGGUCAAGCAGUGUCCCGCAUUGACGGAAAGUUCAGCUUAACAUUGAUACAAGCUCGACUGCUUGUAGCUGGAUACAAUCAUCUUAUCGGCAAGGACAGUACAGGCUGGGAUUUGAGCGGUUCUGCUCUGAGAGUCAUCAGCGCAAUGCGAUUGAACAACGAAGAGGGAUGUGGAGAAGAUCUGGACGAGUUCACGCGACGAUACUAUAGCUUUUCGAGUGAGCAACUCAGGGAGUGCCGUAGGCGGACCUUUUGGACUGCUUUCCUUGUGGAUCGAUAUCAUGGCUUCUGUGGAGGAUUACUUUGCGCUAUACAACUUGAGGACAUUCGGCUUCGACUUCCCUGCAACGAACAGAUCUACGAAGAAGGGCUGGCUUCCGAUGCACCAGUCUUUGACUGUUUCCAGCCAGGCAUGGGACUGCAGUCGUUGGAUCCAAAAUCAAGCACACCAAGUCCUGCGGCACACAUCAUGAUCAUAGCUUCUCUCUGGACGGAUGUGACUAAACUAAUCUUCCGCCGACCUCGACAGACUGUAGAUUCGGGAUCAUACCUCAAAAGCCAUGAAUCAUUACUGGGAGAUAUCCAGGCCAAGCUCUUUGACUGGAAAUCAUCACUACCCCUUCACCUGCAAUACAGUCGGCAAAGACUUGUCGAGGCGACUCGUCAUGGAUACGCUGGUAGUCUUAUUGCCAUGCAUGCUUUAUAUCAUGCAGCACGAAAUGCACACCACGAGCUUUUAUCGCCUCAAACGACAUCGCGGCAGAUCAGAAUUGCACAUACCAACGCCAUUCAACUGCUCGAGAUGGUCUGUGAUAUACGAAGCACGAAACCUCACGGAUCAGGCAAAGGCCAGGAUCCGAUCAAUUUGCUAUCGCCUUUCUUCGCAUAUGGCAUAACCGCAGCUAUUGACACACUUAGUGCUGGAGGCCUGAGAGAAGAACUUGGACACACCAUGAAGCUUAUCAACGACAGCAUAGCCACCUUACACAAUCUUGGACAAUUUUGUGCCAGCGCAAAAACUCAGGCUAAACAGGCUAGCAAAAGGAUGGCACUCAUUGAGGUUCGGGCAGCUGAGAGCUUCAAGGCAACAGCAGUGGUAACAGCUCCCCGGGCAACCAACGGAGGUGAGACUGAGAAUUGUUGGAGGAUCAGCGAACCGAUGGAGCAGGUUCUCACGUUGCAGCAAGAUGUAUGCUAUGGAACUUCUCCUGCCAUUUACUUCAAGGCGCUGAGAGAAGGACGUUGA
Molecule: messenger RNA, 1920 nt
Organism: Aureobasidium melanogenum CBS 110374
Lineage: Eukaryota; Fungi; Ascomycota; Dothideomycetes; Dothideales; Saccotheciaceae
Exons: 5
Coding region: 1-1920 (639 amino acids)
Biological process (GO): DNA-templated transcription; regulation of DNA-templated transcription
Cellular component (GO): nucleus
Molecular function (GO): DNA-binding transcription factor activity, RNA polymerase II-specific; DNA binding; zinc ion binding
Source: RefSeq, a predicted model, not a curated record